CACAGAAAACUUGGAAGCAAGCCAAGAGAUGUACUGAAUAUCGAUUUGCGUUUUUAAAGCAGCGCGAAAAUAGCAAGCAACAAAGCAGCAGCCCCCAAAACAACCGGGUGCUGUCGCCAUACCAAACUUGCCUCGCUGCGUUGUUCGUAUCGAACUCUACCAUCCCACCUUCGAGUUUGUUUAACCUUCCUGCACAAGUAAAUGCAACAGUGUGGUGCACACUAAUUCACGUUUCAAGACGAAGGUGCAGCGUGGAUUUAAGACAUCAUGAACUGGUCCUCCGAAAGUGCAGCUACUGCGGAAUGUCUAUCCAGGAAGAGACUGAGCGGUUUAGUGAACCCGAAUGUGGCAUGUCGCGUUCGAUGCUUUCAUUGACGCCAUCAAAAGAUGCCAAUAUCUCUUCACCGCUUCUACGGUCUUCGAUCAAAAAUUCUCGUGCAAGACCGUAGCCAACUGCGACUAUGUUUAGCACUGUUUGUUCUCCACGACUUGUCAGGUACAUUAAUAACAGGUUUGACUACCAAAGCACUACCAGUCCGUCCAGCCUUCGGAUUGGUACCAAGGUCUGGCUUCUGUCUGAUCCAACGGCUGGCAUUGCUUUCCUCAAUCUGUGGGACACACCACGCGAGGUUUCUCCCAAGACAGGCGGACCGGGAUUCUGGGCUGGUGCCAAGAUUAUUUUCAUUUGCGUGAGCGGCAAAGAGGUGACGAAUGUUGAAGAUGAAGUGGUCAAAUGGACGACUUCGUCUGUCGUACGCCGCGCGUACGAAAAAGACGGAGCCAUCGUCUGCGUUCUGAUCACGAAGGCGGACGCACUUCAGGAAACGCAGCAACUGACAAUAACGGAAGCCAUGAAUCGUCUUAUCCGUACUCCCGGCCUCGCUGUGGACACGUGGACAUUCUGUUCUGCAAAAGACACGAGAGGGCUUCAGGGGGCGCAAGAUGUAAUUAAACUUCUUUUCUACGAGCAUGUGAAGAAUGAAGCUAGAAGGAAGAGAAGGGAACGCAGAAAUUCACGAACUCCCAGGUCGUUUGUUGGCGCAUCUGAGACGAUCCGCCAGUCGAUUGUGAGCCUGGCAACACGGACCUAUGAAGCGUCGCUCAAGGAGAUGGCGAAAAGCGA
Molecule: messenger RNA, 1123 nt
Organism: Toxoplasma gondii ME49
Lineage: Eukaryota; Apicomplexa; Conoidasida; Eucoccidiorida; Sarcocystidae
Exons: 3
Coding region: 388-693 (101 amino acids)
Source: RefSeq, a predicted model, not a curated record